Thelazia callipaeda (thelaziosis nematode) is the source of this 447-nucleotide messenger RNA. Lineage: Eukaryota; Metazoa; Nematoda; Chromadorea; Rhabditida; Thelaziidae. The record is from the annotation of a GenBank genome assembly.
AUGAGUCUUGAAUUAGGGUCACUGUUGUUUGUCUCCUGCUUGAUAUCGACUGCAAUUAUUUUCCGUUCCCAUAAUUAUAUGGGAGAUUAUGGACAAUGUCCGGCAACUAUAAGGGCCAAUCCAAGGCCUUUGCUCAGAGGACGGGGGCCAAUUCUAGGAGAAGGAUCUCGGCCUACUCCUCAUGAUUCUAGAAGAACCUCGGCCUUCUCCUUUUCAGGAGAAGGAUAUCGGCUUCCUCCUUUUCAGAAAAAGGGGUAUGAGAUUCCCAGACUCUCCACUUUUUACGGCUGCACAGAUUAUAUAUUUCUCAAGUUGUUGAGAAUUAAGAUUGAGGAAGCAGGCAAAGAAAUACUUGAACAACUUGCGAGUGGAAGACUUAUUUGCCAAAUUGCUCGAAACCACUCGCUAGCAUUCUCAGAAUUCUAUACCAUGCAGCUAAAGGAUUAA